Messenger RNA from Culex pipiens pallens (northern house mosquito), 3284 nucleotides. RefSeq names its product serine/threonine-protein kinase RIO2-like. Gene Ontology annotation, cellular component: nucleus; preribosome, small subunit precursor; cytosol. NCBI's taxonomy places the organism in Eukaryota, Metazoa, Arthropoda, Insecta, Diptera, Culicidae. Gene Ontology annotation, biological process: maturation of SSU-rRNA. The record is from RefSeq and is a predicted model, not a curated record. Gene Ontology annotation, molecular function: protein serine/threonine kinase activity; ATP binding.
UUUGUUUUUUUUUUUUUUUCGGUAGAUGACGGGUACCGGUUGACCAACAUGGGCUACGACUACCUGGCGCUGAAGUCGCUGACGCUGCGCGGGUCGGUCGCCGGGUUUGGGAACCAGAUUGGGGUGGGCAAGGAGAGUAACAUCUACACGGUGGGGGAUGAGGAGGGCAAUCCGUUAUGCUUAAAGUUGCACCGGUUGGGACGGGUUUGCUUCCGGAACGUGAAGGAGAAGCGGGACUAUCACGGGAAGCGGCACAAGAUGAGUUGGUUGUAUUUGUCGCGGAUUUCGGCGACGCGGGAGUAUGCGUACAUGAAGGCGUUGUACGAUCGCGGGUUUCCGGUGCCGCGUCCGGUGGACUUUAACCGGCACUGCGUAAUUAUGGAGCUGGUUGAUGGGUACCCGUUGACGAACGUGGCCGAGGUGGGCAAUGUGGAGCAGUUGUACGAUGAUUUGAUGAACUUGAUUGUGCGGUUGGGGAAUUGCGGAGUUAUUCACGGAGAUUCCAACGAGUUCAACGUGAUGAUCACGGAGGAGGACCAGCGGCCGAUCUUGAUCUAUUUUCCCCAGAUGGUGUCGACAUCGCAUCCGAACGCGGAGAUGAUGUACUUUGAUCGGGACGUGCAGGGCGUUCGGGAUCUGUUUCGGAAGAAAUUUGGGUAUGAAAGUGAAGAACAUCCCAAGUUUAGCGAUCUGGAGCGGGAGGAUGAGCUGGACCGGGAGGUUCUCUGCUCUGGGUACGGAUUUACGCAGGAGAUGGAGGAGGAUCUGCACAAGGAGUAUCAUCAGGAGGGAGGUACGGAGGUACCGAGGAAGGAGGAAACUUAUUUACGUACCGAAAAUCCAAAAGUCGAGCAACCAAAACAAUCCCGAGAAACGUCAAAUCAGAUCGGCUACACGCUAACAGGGGAAUACUCAAAUUUAUCUUGACAGUUCGACAGAGAGACUGCGCAACAGAUUUUUUUGCGGAACAGAUCUGUUGCGCACUUCGGUUUGGUGGAAUAAAGACAAUAUUGUUCUCGCAAGUACACUUCGUGAGCAUCGCAUAUAAAUGGUAUGUGCGAUAUGCUAUAGAUUUUUGCAGUAUGAUUCUACACAUGAAACUUAUAUGCAAUGUUCACAACAUUUAUGAACGGGCCUCGAAUGUGUGGCAUAAACGAAUUUUGCAAAACAUGAUGGCGAAGAAUAGAAAAAAACAGCGUUGCUCCAAGUUUUGCCUUCAAAUAAAUUGUGAUUUUCUUUAAGAUAAGUUCCUGCAACCUGAUCCGGCUGGUCCAUGGAGAUGCAAAACUCCGGCAUGGAACCGUACGAUAAAGAUUCUGAUCUCGAUUCUGAUUGUAAGUGACGUCCAGCUGAGGUUUAACGAAAAGGGUUUUAUUCGAGGUGUGCUUCCGCUUUUAAUUCCAGGUGGUUCCCCAAGGGUUAAUUUACAGCAGCGAUGCUCGGUUCGAGCGUCUCUUCCAUGAGGCCAAACUGUUUCUCGAGAAGCCGGAAGAUGACGGGUAGUUCAACAUUAUGGAGCUGCAUCAGAACCGGGCUGAGGACCGAAAAACUAUCAGCCGGACUUUUUUGGUCGUUUCCAAGUUACGUUAGUCAGCCCGGUUCGACGGUGGCCACUUCCCUGGCAAAGGUCGAUACCAUCAAAAAGUGCUACGCCAUUUUGUGCAUUCACAUGUGUCCGGAGCUGCAGACGGAUAGCCCGAGACGGUUUAAUUGACGGAGUUGAGAACGCGUUGCGGCUGAACGCGGGAGACGUGAAACUUUGCGACGCAAAAGGUCGAGGAUCGAGCGGUUGAAAGCCGUGGAUGAGCAGCAGUACAACUCGAUCGGGAAUGGACAGGACAACAGUGGCCGGAUCGUGAACACGGAGGCAUGGUCACGCUCAAAGCUCUCCAGAACCAGUGACGGCCAAGCGGACGAAAUAGGUGGUCCAAUAGUGCACGGGUAGGUUUGAACAGGUUCUAAAAUCUUCUUGAUUUCAUUUCUUUUCUCUUUUUUUACAAUUAUUAGCCGAUUGCGAGCGGGACGUCCUGCUGGUCACAACCUACAGCCGGAAUCAAGUUACGGACAACACCGACCAGCAGCUGUUUCAUUGGUGCAUGGCCAGGCCAGGUUCUCCGCUCCACUCCGGACGCGCCUAGAAGGCCAGUACAAAUCGCUGAAGUGGAUUCCGAGACGUCACAACUGGGCAAAUCAUUUUUAAUAUAAUAAAUUAACAAAAACAUUGAUAUGCUUGAAUAAAAGUUAUGGACAAAAAAACAAAUUGUUUGAAAUUUUCUAAUAAUGGAGUAGUUUUACCACAUCAGGAUUAACUAAUAAUUAUUACAAGUAGAACAAUUGGGAAUCAAAUGAAAAUUCACUUGUAAAUUAUGAAAACUGCUUAUACAUGCUAUGAGCAUUGCAUAUACUUCUCAUAUGCCGAGUACAUACAUUUUAUAUGCGCUGGCAUAUUUCAAAUUCAUAACCAUUAGGCUUAGUGAUUUUUCACGCUCGAAAAUAGCAAAUUUCACGGGGACCUCAAUUUCAAAACACCCAAUUUCACGCAAAUUUCGCGGAGCGUGAAAAAUGUUAAAAUAAAUCUGAAAAUCUUAUGUUUAAAUCACAGAAACUACUUUUUAUGCUUUACUAUAUAUUAUUCUUCAAUAAACUGACGUGAACGUGACAAAAAAAGUCUCCUAAUUAUAUAAAAAACUAAAUGUAAGGCAUGCGUAUUCUCAUUUAUUGGAUUGCAUUUUUAAUAUCCAACUACAACAGGUUUAAAAGUUUUCGCUGAUUUGCUUCUGUUUUAUCAGUUUAAAUUUUAUUGAAUUUCAUAUCAAAGCAAGAUUCAACAAUCUUGACCAUCCAAAAUAUGAAAAAUAUUUUAAAUUUUCUUCAACAUUUAGACAAUUCAAAAUAAUUUUUAAGGUUUUCAUCUCUCUUUUUAAAAAACUAAAUUUAAAAUCCAUAGGCAGAAAUAUUAUAAAUUGUUACGAAAUCGAAAUUUUUAUUAUAUUAUAUUUUAAGGGUGCACAGCAUCCAAGGAAGCUGUUGUCUUCUUAUUCCAAAUUUGUCAAACUUACGGACCCAAUCCUGCAAGAAUCUGACUGUAAAAAUAGUCAAACCUUGUUGUAAAUAACUACGAAGACAGUAAUUCAGGGGAUGAAUAAAAAAAUAUAUCAAUAGUUCCCGUAGUUUUGAAGAAAAAAAAAUGUAUUUUUUAACUUUCAAGGGAAUUAUUCACACAAAUAAUAAAAUAUUUUUAUAAUAAAACAGGACUCAGAAGAAAAUCUGAAAUGUUUUAAAAA